CGUCACGGGUUCCCACGAUGCACUGGGAGGCCACUAAGAUGGCGGCGCCCAUGGCAUGGGGCGGCCUGGUCCUAACCCUCUUCGGGAGGCCAAGAUCCUUCCUUUCGGUCUCCGGGAAGGUUGCGGUCCGAAUCCGGAGCCGGUGUAAAAGUGGCAGGAAUGUCCUGCAGCUUCACCGGCGAGGCAUCUUUAAAGACAUCUUCCCAGAGGGCGGUGAUCUGCCCCGGCUGCUCGAGUCCGGGCCCCAGACCGUGUACUGCGGCUUUGAUCCCACUGCUGACAGCCUGCAUGUGGGCAACCUGUUGGCUCUCAUCGGCCUGCUGCACUUCCAGCGGGCAGGCCACCGAGUCCUGGUGCUGCUUGGCGGAGCCACAGCUCGGCUGGGCGAUCCGAGCGGCCGGAGCAGCGAAAGGGAGGCCGUGAGUGCGAACACGGUGCAGGAGAACGCCCGGGGCAUCCAGGAGGGGAUCCUCGGCGUCUUCCAUAACCACCGCCUCUGCUUCUGCAACGAUGCUGAGGCGGCCAAUUUGGGGUCACUCAGUAUUCUCAAUAACUGGUCUUGGUAUAAGGAGAAGGAGGUGGUUGGCUUCCUGGAUACAGUGGGUCGGCACUUUCGCAUGGCCACCAUGCUGAGCAGACACAGUGUGCAGUCCCGGCUCAAGAGCUCAGAGGGCAUGAAUUUGACUGAGUUCACUUACCAGAUGUUUCAGGCAUACGAUUUUUAUUAUUUAAAUCAACAUCACAAUUGCAGAAUCCAACUGGGAGGGACAGAUCAACUGGGUAACAUGAUAUCUGGAUACGAAUUUAUACACAAGGUGACUGGGCAAGACGUAUUUGGCAUCAUGGUACCACUUGUAACUAGUUCAUCAGGAGACAAGCUGGGUAAAACUGCAGGAAAUGCAGUAUGGUUGAACCGAAACAAGACUUCGCCCUUUGAGUUGUACCAGUACUUUGUCAGGCAACCAGAUUCAAAUAUAGAAAGGUAUCUAAAACUUUUUACCUUCAUCCCACUUCCUGAGAUUGAAAGCAUUAUGGACAUCCAUAGAAAUGAUCCAGGAAAGCGAAAUGCCCAGAAACGACUGGCAGCAGAAGUGACCAAAUUGGUUCAUGGUAAAGAAGGACUAGAGACUGCCAAAAGAUGUACAAGAGCACUCUAUCAUAGUAGUAUGGAUGCCCUAGAGACUAUGUCAGAUGAAGAACUGCAAGAAUUAUUUAAAGAGGCACCAUUCUCCGAGAAUCUCCUUGAGCCAGGCACAACAAUCCUAGACCUUUGUCGUAAAGCUAGUGCUAUUCCAGAUGGACCAAGAGGGUACCAGAUGAUCACAGAUGGUGGAAUUUGGAUUAAUCACAGACAAGUGACAAAACCAGAACAAGUGCUAAUUUUGGGACAGCAUAUUCUGACAAAUGGGCUGUCAUUGCUUAGAGUUGGAAAGAAAAAUUAUCACAUAGUCAAAUGGCUCAAUUUGGCAGAAUAGUUACUGUGGUUUGUGGAUGUUAAUUUGCUUUGAUAAUGAAUAUGUAUUUCAGAUUUAAUUUAAAAACAUGUUGGAGGCAUCAGUUCAAAUGGAGGGAUCUGGAGUCAUGUGGAGUUCUAAUCAUGUCAUUGUCAAGGUUUAACACCUAGGGGUGGUUCCAUUAACCCUAGCAAUAGACUUCAAGACCUGAAAUUGGAAAAGCUUUCAAAUUGUAAUUCUUGUUAUAUUUAUUGUGUAAAUGUUGAAGAUUUUGAAUGAAUCACUUUUCAUUAACAGCAUAUCUUUUCUGUAAAGGGACAACUAUAAACCAUUUCUCUUGGUCAAUCAAUUAUAUUAGAUGGAUCAAUAUGAA
Messenger RNA from Chiloscyllium plagiosum (whitespotted bambooshark), 1827 nucleotides. RefSeq names its product tyrosyl-tRNA synthetase 2, mitochondrial (gene yars2). Gene Ontology annotation, biological process: tyrosyl-tRNA aminoacylation. The record is from RefSeq and is a predicted model, not a curated record. Lineage: Eukaryota; Metazoa; Chordata; Chondrichthyes; Orectolobiformes; Hemiscylliidae. Gene Ontology annotation, molecular function: ATP binding; RNA binding; tyrosine-tRNA ligase activity. Gene Ontology annotation, cellular component: cytosol; mitochondrion.